GAGAGAGAGAGAGAGAGAGAGAGAGAGGUGAUCAUGCUGAGGGAUAAGUCAACAGAAAUAGAUACAGGCCAAUAGCAUCACAAUGCAAACACUGCCCAGGGACAGGAGAGAAAGAGGGGGAGAAGGAGAUAGAGUGGGCACCAUACAGCCACAUACACUCCACAUAAAGACAUUGAGACAAAUGCUAGGAAUCCAGAAACCACGCCAACGAGCCAGGUUUACAAAGACAAGGAUGGCCGCAGCGAUUUCUGCCCGUAUCUAGUGAAGCCCACCUAACCUCUGAAGCCCACCUAAACACAACUCUACAGACCGGAGUCGACACAUUUUCCACCUGCUCAGCGUGUCCAGCUAAACCCACUCCCCUAGACCUGCUGCGUGGGACACAGACUGGGAGAAGGAGGAGAGAGGGGGAAGAGGAAGACCAGCGGCAGGUCAGGAAAGAGACUUGAGCGGCGCCUCCGAGGAGCCAUGAGGACGGCCAGGCGGGCCAGCACCGUGGAGGUGCCCUCCUUCCUCCGCCAGCUGGCCAAGGAGACAGAGAAGAUGGUCACCUUCUUCUUUAAGGGGGGACAGAGAGAUGGCCAGGAGGGGAGCGAAGAGGACUCCAGUGAUGAGGAUAACGGGCCAAGUGUCUACCUGGACCGGCCCAUCCUGGAGAAACACGCGACCGAGGGAGGGUCUCAGUGGGGGUUGAACUAUGCAACGGCCAGCAUGCAGGGCUGGAGGGCGCAGAUGGAGGACGCCCACGCCUGCAUGCCGGAGAUGGGAGGGGAGCUGGCGGAGUGGGGCUACUAUGCAGUGUUUGAUGGACACGCUGGCAACACGGUGGCACAGUACUGCUCCCGCAAUCUGCUGCAACACAUCCUCGCUACAGGGCGCGUAAAGGCAGAGGAGAACCCUGAUGGUGUGAAGGAGGGGAUCAUCGAGGGCUUCCUGGCCAUUGACAGCCACAUGCACACGCUGACGCGCCAGGAAUGCUGGGAGCGCAGCGGCUCCACGGCGGCCGUCGUCAUGCUCUCGCCGCAGUACGUCUACUUCGUCAACUGCGGCGACUCGCGGACACUCCUCUGCCGUGACGGCCACGUCAUCUUCUACACGGAGGACCACAAGCCCGUCAACCCCAGGGAGAAGGAGCGAAUACAGAACGCAGGCGGCUCGGUGACCCAGCAUAGGGUGAACGGCUCCCUGGCCAUGUCCAGGUCCCUGGGAGACUUUGACUUUAAGGAGGUGGAAUGGAGGUCCCAGACUGAGCAGCUGGUUUCCCCAGAGCCAGAGGUGUAUGAGCUGGAGAGGUCCCCGCAAGACGAGUUCCUCAUAGUGGCUUGUGACGGCGUGUGGGACGCCAUCGGCAACGAGGAUCUGUGUGCAUUCGUCCGCAGCCGCCUGCAAGUGUGCAAUGACCUGAGGGAGAUCUGCAACCAGGUCAUUGACCUCUGCCUCUAUAAGGGUAGUUUGGACAACAUGAGCAUCAUCAUCGUGACCUUCCCUGGCGCACCCCAGGUUUCACAAGAGGCCCUACAACAAGAGGCCGAGCUAGAGACACUCCUCGAGGUCAAAGUGGAAGAGAUAGUACAUUUGCUAAGGUCGCAGGACAAGGACCCUGACCUGCUGUAUGUGAUGAAGUUUCUGGUCUCUGAGGACAUACCUGGCCUACCACCUGGGGGAGGAGUCACCAGCAAAAGAGACUGUGUCAUCUCUGCGUAUCAGAAGUUUGUAACGCCCUCCAGAUCUCUGAAACCAAUGGACAUCAGAGGAUCUGAAGAGUCCAACUAGUCGUUUCCAUGUAAAUGUAUUCUUUAGCCUCACAUAUCCAUGGUGACCAAUUCCAACUGGGGACUCUUUUCAGCUGAGGAAUCAGCCAAUGGCUAAAUAAAGAAAUAUGGUGGGAGGGGGUUUGACCUGGGCCUGCCCUUAGCCAAUCAUCUCUUCUCUGUUCCUCAUGUACACUGUCUAUCAACAAGUCUACUGUAUCUUUAGAAAAUAUCAAAUAGUUGGCAUUUUCCAGGAAGGGAAGAAUUACAUAUUCCAAAACUAUUCUUUAAAAUGCAUGACAAUUAGAUAUAAUAUUUUCUAACUUUCUAACAACACUUUACAGUGCCUGAGUAGAUCUGGUUACUUUUCUUGAAGACUAGAAGCUUGUGAAUAAGGCUGAUCAUGUUAUUUCAUUUAAAAGCUAAUUGAUAUGUUUAAGCGGUGCCCAACUCCAUACUACCGCUGUAAAUCAAGUUGACCAAACACCCCUUCAACCAUCGCAGACCAGCGAAGGCUCCGAUAUGGAUGUGUCCUGUGAUGGCAUGGCCUACACUAAAUAAUCUGCAGAAUCCUGUGAGGGAACAUAGGUGACAUGAAUAGAUGUGGGGGUGUGUGUGUGUGUGUGUGUGUGUGUGUGUGUGUGUGUGUGUGUGUGUGUGUGUGUGUGUGUGUGUGUGUGUGUGUGUGUGUGUGUGUGUGUGUGUGUGAGAGAGAGAACCAGCAGAGGAUAACAUGGGGUGUAGGAUUAUUGGCACACAUACUGUACCCCAUAAAAUUUAACCUUUUUGCAGUUUAAAGCACAGAUGCUCACAGCUAGACAUGAUUUAGACCAGUGUGAUGCGUAAAGUAGUACAGCUAUAGGUAAAUCGCUUUACUGUUUGCAUGUUUUCGUUUCAAUACAUGUCAUUGUGCUGCCUUACAAAGCUCUCUGUAGUUGUAUGGUUAAUUGAUUCCUCCUUUGGAUCAUACCAAACGGAUGAACAUAGUAACUGUAUUCCAUGACAGAGGUCAAAAUGAGCUAGACUAUAGAUCAAACACCGCUGCAGCAUGUCUGUUUGAAUUCUAUGAAAUCAGGAGGAAAUAGGAUCCAAGACCAUUCGACAGCACAACAGGUUACUAUGAGAUCUUUCGCAAUCGCAUGUCAAUUGGGGCAAUAAAUGAAUGAAAUCGAAUGACAUUCUGUGAACAAUUCUGUCCUGUUGUUUUUGAUGGAGCGGAGUGAAUGUUUGAUUACCAUCCAAUUACAGCCUUCAGACGGAUAGAUACGGCACUACAGGGUUAAACUAAGGACCAAGGGAGAAGAAGACAACACAGUUCCAUAACCAACCAUUGAUAUCGUUCACAACUGUAUUUUCGCCAGUUGUAUGCAUCUAAACCAGGGGUGUCAAACUCAUUUCAUGGAGAGCCUAGUGUAUGCUGUUUUUUCUUUUUUUCUUUCAAUUAAGACCUAGACAACCAGGUGAGGGGAUUUCCUUACUAAUCAGUGGCCUUAAUUCAUCGAUCAAAUAAAAGGGAGGAGCAAAAACCCACUGACACUCGGGCCUCUAUGGAACGAGUUUGACACGUGAUCUAAACCAACAAGUAGGGAGCUGGUGUGUAUUUCCUAGCACCAGUAUAUCUUACAAUACUCUUUUCAACAGUAAUAGAAAGAUCAAGGUAUUGGGUUGAAUUUGGGACCAUUUAAUAAUCUUAUUGCAACAUGGAGUUAUUAGCCAUCUAAUACACGCGCAGGGUUGGAUGUCACCCAGUAUGGUGUUGGUUGUUACAAUGUUUGGUAGUAGUUUAAUUCCUUUUGGUAACAAGAAAUGAAGCAAUGUAUCUUAGUCUUAAAUAAUAGUCAAGCUUUUUCUAUGACGAUCAAAAUUCAGCAUUUUAUGCCGUGGGAUUAACAUAUGACUUUUAGUAAAUUGUUUGCACAUGUAUGUGUGGGUGUGACAAAUGUGAGAGAGGCUAGGAAGGGUUGUCACGACUUCCUCCGAAGUUGGUCCCUCUCCUUGUUCGGGCAGCGUUCGGCGGUGACGUCACCGACCUUCUAGCCAUCGCCGAUCCACUUAUCAUUUUUCCAGUGGUUUUGUCUUGUCUUCCAUCACACCUGCUUCCAAUUCCAUCAAUUACAUGUUGUGUAUUUAACCCUCUGUUCCCCCCCAUGUCCUUGUUUGGAAUUGUUUCAUGUAGUGCUUGUGCACAGUAUGCUGGUGAUUACUGAGUUUUGUUUGACCCAUUUCAUGUAUUGUUCUGUUGACGGUGGUUCAUGUUUCACUGAUAUAGGAAAAUUGCAUUUGUGUGUGUUAGGCAGUGGCGACCCGUCAUUCAGGGCAGGUCAUUUUGGUAUUGAUACGUGUCACAUAUC
Molecule: messenger RNA, 4102 nt
Organism: Oncorhynchus tshawytscha (Chinook salmon)
Lineage: Eukaryota; Metazoa; Chordata; Actinopteri; Salmoniformes; Salmonidae
Product: protein phosphatase 1A-like
Exons: 6
Coding region: 469-1773 (434 amino acids)
Biological process (GO): negative regulation of canonical NF-kappaB signal transduction; protein dephosphorylation; positive regulation of canonical Wnt signaling pathway
Cellular component (GO): nucleus; cytosol
Molecular function (GO): magnesium ion binding; manganese ion binding; protein serine/threonine phosphatase activity
Source: RefSeq, a predicted model, not a curated record